AUGUCUGGCCGCGGCAAAGGAGGCAAAGUUAAGGGGAAAGGCAAAGUCCCGUUCCAACCGCGCUGGAUUGCAGUUCCCAGUCCGGUCGUUUUCACCCGUCUGCCUCCGGAAGGGCCAACUAUGCCGAGCGUGUCGGUUGCCGGCGGCUCCAGUCAUACUUGGUGCCCGUAUGGAAUAUCUUGGGCCGCUGAAGUGCUCGAAUUGGCAGGAAACGCUGCCCGUGACAACAAGAAGACCAGAAUCAUUCCCCGUCAUCUGCAGUUGGCCAUCCGCAACGACGAAGAAUUGAACAAGCUGCUGUCGAAACAUAAAACAUUGAAACAGCCAGCCCUGCGUGAGCUGUUCCUGAAGAGAGAGGAGGGUAAACUGUUCAUCCAGUUCCUGCCCCAUUUUCUACUAUCUACUGCUUGA
Molecule: messenger RNA, 411 nt
Organism: Aedes aegypti (yellow fever mosquito)
Lineage: Eukaryota; Metazoa; Arthropoda; Insecta; Diptera; Culicidae
Product: histone H2A-like
Exons: 2
Coding region: 1-411 (136 amino acids)
Cellular component (GO): nucleosome
Molecular function (GO): protein heterodimerization activity; structural constituent of chromatin; DNA binding
Source: RefSeq, a predicted model, not a curated record